AUGUCCUCCCACGGUGAUGCGGUCCCGGAAGCAUCGUGCGACUCUGGUUCGAGCGACGUCCCCGAGCUCCCCCCCCCGCCGAACCCUGCCUCCGAUCCCAGUCUUCUGACGGGCGAUCACGAGGAGCAAAUGGAGCGGGGGGUCGCGAGGGACGAAGGAAGGAGGGAGAAGGAGGAGGGAGAUGCGGUAGUAGCACGGCGCCAUAACGCGAAAGCCCACUCCAAAAAACCGCCACCGAUCAGCAUCGAGGACUAUCUUGCGCGUUUACACCGGUUUUGUCCCAUGAGUACCGCGGUGUACCUGGCUACAAGCCUGUACAUCCAUCGUCUCGCGGUCGAUGAACGAGCGAUACCUGUGACACGUAGGAAUUGCCACAGGUUAGUUCUCGCGGGAUUGCGCGUCGCCAUGAAGGCGCUCGAAGACCUCAGCUAUGCGCACGGCAAGAUGGCCAAGGUUGGUGGCGUCAGCGAAGUCGAAUUGGCCCGAUUGGAAAUCAGCUUUUGCUUUCUGGCCAAUUUCGAACUGGUUGUCAGAGAGGACGCGUUGCAGAAGCACGCUGAUGUGCUCCGAGAGGGAACAUCGUUCCAUGUCCUUCGCCAGGGCGUUCCGACCCUGACGCUCAACCGAAGGCCCAAGGAAAGAGUACUCACCGCCGAGGGCAAAGAGAAUGAAGUAAAGUAA
Messenger RNA from Verticillium dahliae VdLs.17, 681 nucleotides. RefSeq names its product PHO85 cyclin-7. Gene Ontology annotation, cellular component: nucleus; cyclin-dependent protein kinase holoenzyme complex. The record is from RefSeq and is a predicted model, not a curated record. The transcript has 2 exons. Gene Ontology annotation, molecular function: cyclin-dependent protein serine/threonine kinase regulator activity; protein kinase binding. Gene Ontology annotation, biological process: regulation of cyclin-dependent protein serine/threonine kinase activity. Lineage: Eukaryota; Fungi; Ascomycota; Sordariomycetes; Glomerellales; Plectosphaerellaceae. Bases 1 to 681 code for a protein of 226 amino acids.